This is a messenger RNA of Myzus persicae (green peach aphid), 1754 nucleotides long. RefSeq names its product UDP-glucuronosyltransferase 2B2-like. The transcript has 4 exons. Bases 192 to 1724 code for a protein of 510 amino acids. The record is from RefSeq and is a predicted model, not a curated record. Lineage: Eukaryota; Metazoa; Arthropoda; Insecta; Hemiptera; Aphididae. Gene Ontology annotation, molecular function: UDP-glycosyltransferase activity.
GAUCAUUCCUAAUAGUUGUAUAUUAACAAUCUAAAAACUAAGACUUCGCAUAAUCAUAACUAAAAAAACAACGAUAUCUAAGUAUUGCAAUCCUAAAAUAUUACACUACGCACUCGCUUUAAUUGUAUAAGAAGGUAACGUCGAGUCGCGCCGCAUUGAUAUCGUUUACGUUAAAAUUAAAACAUAAUAUAAUGUGGAAAUCUAUCAUGAAAAUAUUGGUUUGGGCUCUUGUCGGUUCGUAUAUUCAACCCGCGUCGAGUGCCAGAAUUUUGGCCGUGGAGACAGUCGGAGGUAAAAGCCACUGGAACUUUAUGAGUGGUAUACUAAGGGCGUUGGUGAAUGACGGACACAGCGUCACUGUGUUCACACCGUUUGCCGACGGUAACCGUGAAAACUAUACCGAAGUGGAUACAACUUCAGAAGGGGCUUUGCAAUUUAUGGACAAGGAUCUAGAACAGAUGAUGAGUAGAAAACUUACAGUAAUAGGUGAUUUUGUAAUGAUGAGUAGAAUUCAGUGUGAUCAAGUGUAUGAGAAUAGUAAAAUGAAAAUAGUGUUGGGGGGAGUACGCACGGAAUACGACAUUGUCAUUAUUGAAUACUUUGCUUCAGAUUGUGUGUCAUACAUUGCAACUAAGCUCAACUUGCCUUUGAUUUAUGUCACACCAUUGCCAGCCAAUGCCUUUAUGGAUCGCACAAUCACCGGUCACGUCUCAAAUCCGUCAACGGUCACGGAAGUAUUUUCUAUGUAUGCGAUUCCUAAAACUUUCAUUCAGAGAUUAACCAAUAUAUCUUUGAUAGUUUAUUUGAAAAUUGUAAAACAAUACAAAGAACUGAUUCUAAAAUACACUGAUCCGAAACAAUAUGAUUUGAUCGAACCCAUUUCACCGUCUUUGAUAUUCGCAAAUAGGCACUUCAUAACUGAUGUGGCAAGUCCUACGCCGACAAACGUUAUCGAUAUUGGUGGAAUUCAUUUGAAGACAGCUCAGAAGUUACCGGAAGAUAUUUUAGAAUUCAUUGAACAGUCGCCACACGGAGUUGUUUAUUUCACUUUUGGUUCGACCAUAAAAAUGUCUUCGAUGCCAGAACAAAUAAAAAAAGCGUUACUGGGAACGUUCGCACAAAUUCCUCAAAGAGUGCUAUGGAAAUAUGAAAACGUACUGGAAGGCAUGCCGAAAAAUAUGAUGAUUAGAAAGUGGCUCCCACAGCGUGAUAUACUUAUGCUCCCGAAUGUGAAACUAUUCAUCAGUCACGGAGGCAUAUCUGGGAUAUACGAAACCGUGGACGCUGGAGUACCAGUUCUUGGAUUUCCCUUAUUUGGCGACCAGCAAAGAAAUAUAGACAAUUUAGUCAACGCUGGAAUGGCUAUUUCUAUGGACCUCCUGUCUGUAACGAAGGAUAAUUUCUUGAGAAAUGUCUUAGAACUCCUCAACAAUAAAAAAUACACGGAAAACGCUGAAAUCACUUCAAAAAUAUUCAAAGAUCGGCCAAUGUCGCAAGCAGAAUCCGUUGUUUACUGGACUGAGUAUGUUCUUCGGCACAAAGGUGCACCACAUUUGAAAUCUCAAGCAUUGAAUCUAAGAUGGUACCAAUACUACUUACUAGAUGUUUUAGCUGUACUAUUAGUUAUUAUUUUUGUUGUAAUUUUUACCACUAGAGAAAUGUGCAAAUCAAUUUAUAUGUAUGGUAUAAUUUUUUGUCAAAAUUAUAAACCAAAGCCCGAAUAAUUUAUCUAAAUAAAAAAAUAUUAUACCUAA